Molecule: messenger RNA, 3582 nt
Organism: Amphibalanus amphitrite
Lineage: Eukaryota; Metazoa; Arthropoda; Thecostraca; Balanomorpha; Balanidae
Product: formin-like protein 20
Exons: 11
Coding region: 20-3130 (1036 amino acids)
Biological process (GO): positive regulation of transcription by RNA polymerase II
Cellular component (GO): nucleus
Molecular function (GO): transcription factor binding; RNA binding
Source: RefSeq, a predicted model, not a curated record
UGCUAUUUCGUCUCGUGGCAUGCCUCGUGGUUUGUGUUGUUGCCGGUUGUGUUUGGGGGCGUUGGUGCUUUUGUUUUGGGUUAUCCGAUUUUGUUCUUCUGAAUCGAAGGAAUUCACCAAACAAAUUAUUAAAGGAUCUUCUCAAGACGUGCUGCGCCUGGACGCGCCCGCGCUGGAGCCGCAGCCGACCUGCCGAGUGCCGCUGGAGCUCGGUGACGAGCCGGAGCCGCAGCGUGACCUGUGCCUCUCCGGACGGAGCGAGAUGGCGUCCGGCCAGGCGCAGGACGCGGCAGAGAGCCAGCCGCUGCUGGGCGCCGCAAUCACCAGCGACAUGGACCUGACGGACAUGUCCUUCAACGACUUCUUCAGCUUCACAGACGAUGUGGGCGAGACCCUGGACCGCGAGAUGCACCACUCUCUGUUCGGAGACAGCGGCCUGGGCAUGGACCUGGGCUCGCUGAUGACGGGUCCGCCGGCGGACGACCCGCUGCUACCCGACAUUGCCGCCCAGCUGUUUGACGAGGUGGCCUCCGCCACCACCGCCCCCGCCCAGACUCCGGCGCCGCCGCCGUCGCCGAUGCCGGAAGGCGGCAUCACUGCUCAGUCGCGUGAGGACCUGUUGGCGUUUUUUGAAGAGCAGCUGGAGCCAGCUGGUGAGAGUCACAGCUGCCCGGUCAGCCCUGCUCCGGUGGUGGUGAAACAGGAGCCGCAGCUGCCGCCGCCGCCCCCGCCUCCGCCACGGACCAUGCAGACGGUGCGCGCUGGCCAGUCGCUGCUGAAGCCGAGUGUGACGGCGGGGCUGCGGCUGAAGGCUCAGGAGGGCCGCCGCGUGCUGGCGUCGGCUCCCGUCAGCCGCCGCGUCACGCCGUCCGGCUCCCGGCCGGCCACUCCGUCUGCGGCCGCUGAGGCUCCACAGGCCGCCGGACGCGACGGAGGAUCACUGCGAGCCCUGAUCGUGUCACUGAAGAAACGUGCCACGGAGGAGACGGACCCGAAACUGAAACGACUGCUGCUGAAUGAGGCCCGCCAGGCCCGCAGCCGGCUGAAGACCACUGCCCGACGUGCCAAGAAAAUCAGCGAACAGUACACUGGGGGACCGACGCCUACCGCCACACCGCCGCCGGCAACGGCCGCUUCACCGUCUGCCGAGCCUCCGCCCCCGCCGCCCCCGCCACCUCUGGUGCCCGAGGAAGCCCCGCAGACUCCAGAACUCCCCGCAACGGCAUCGGUCUCCUCCACCGAGUGUGGCUCGUCGUCUAUCAGCGUGGGCAGCGCCGGCAGCACCUGCAGCGAGACUGAGAGCAUCGGCUCCACGGAGGCAGUGUCUCAGCUACGCACGCAAUGCGAGCUGCUGGUCAAACACGUGCGCCGCACGUCGCAGUCGGGCGCCGGCGACGGCCCGCUGCCGCCCAUUCAGGAGGCGUCGGCUGACUCGUCGGACCGCUCAGUGACAUCGGAACCACCGUCUCAGACGAGCUCUCCGUUGCGUCAGGCGCUGUGGGACCACAGCUACUGCUCGCGGGGCAGCUCAGGCGCCUCCUCCCCUGUACCGGGCGGUGAGGGCGACACGCUGCGCAAGGUGCCCGACUACCUGGACCGGCCGGUGGCCCCGCGCUCUCCGCUGCUCGAGAAGGUGCCGCCGUACGUGCGUGGCGUGCCGUCCGGAGACGGAAGACAACCCUCCAGGAAGAAACUGAGCCUGACCGAGUACCGUCAGCGCAGGAGCGCCCUGAGCAGCCGCUGUGCCUCUCCGGCCGCCAGGUCCCCGCCGCAGUCGGCGGUCGUCCCUGCGGUUGAGGUGCCCGUGUCAACUCCAAUGUCAACUCCAACUCCAGUGCCGAAACCGGUGCCGGCCCCUGUAGUGGCUCCCGUACCGGUGCCUGCGUCUAUGCCAAUGUUGACGUUUGAGCCGGCUCCGGCGCCUGUCCCCGCGCCUGUCCCGGCCCCUGUUGUGGCACCAGUGUCCACCCCAGUGCGGGCACCACUGCCAGUGCCACCACCAGCCCGUCCCGUCAAGCAAGAGACAAUCGAACGCCGUCCACCUCCACCCAGCGAGCUGCCCACGCGGCCACCGCCGCCACCGCCUACACUUCCCCCUCCGCCGCCGGCUGCGGUACCACCGCCGCCGCCGGCUGCCGUACCACCGCCGCCGCCGCGGGCUGCGGUACCACCGCCGCCGCCGGCUGCCGUACCGCCGCCGCCGCCGCCUCCGCAGCAGCACGAGGUGGCGAGAACACGCCACAGCAGUCCACCGCGCGGCUACCGCCUGGAUACCCCAGCCGAGUCGCCGCGACGCAGCCGGGAUAGGGACAGGUCGAGUUCGCGGCGGCGCCACACGAGCGGCUCGGACCGCAGCGUCGCCUCGUCGACCUCGUCCGACUCGUCGAGCUCGGCCAGCAGCAGCCGCAGCAGCUCCGAGAGCCGGUGUCGCAGUCCCGACGACCCGCUGCGCUACAACCCGGCCGACUUCGAGCCUAGGCCGGAGCGGCGGCGUCGUCCGUCAACACGCAGUCGCAGCCGCUCGCCGCUGCGCCGCUCACAGAGUCGGUCUCGCGGCUGGCGGCCGGAGAGCGGCGGCGGCGACUGGCGCUCCCAGCGGCGCUACGAGCGGGAACAGCGCGAGCGCGAGCGGCGCCGGAGGGAAGAGGAGCGCAGGGAGGAGCGGCGCAGACAGGAGGAGAUCGCCAACCAACAGGACGCCAUCGGCAGACGGGUGGUCUACAUCAACGGUCUGUCGCCCGGUGUGACGAGAGAGGAGCUGCGCAGGAUGUUUGGCGGCUACGGCCCCAUCACCAAGAUCAGAAUCAAGGAGCGCGAUCCCGCCACCGAUCUGUACCGUGAGCAGCGCGACGGCUGUUAUGCGUUUGUCUCGUACGAGACGCACAAGGCGGCGGUGACGGCGCAGGCGCAGGGCAGCCAGCGCUACCCCCAUCUGGAGGUGAAGUUCGGAGGGCGCCGAGAGUUCUGUCUGGACCAGUACGCCGACCAAGACGCCGACCUGAACAACCCCGCCUACUACGGCAUAAAGGGCGGUGGGUCGCAGCGCGGCGGCGGUCUCGACUUCGACACCCUCCUUCGCAUGGAGAUGCAACGGGUCAAGAAGACGGCGCAGUCGGGCAAGAUGGCCUGACAGCCAGCGCGCCGCGCCGCGCGUUCAGUGUUAGCUAGCUCAGUGUGUAGUGCCAUGUGUGUGAGGGACUGAGAGAGCGGGAGACGGGACAGACUGCAGGGACGUCCUCUCUGUGAUAGCACGGUGCCGCGCGGCGCUGGUCGGCCGGACCGUGCGCGCGCGCGGCCGCAUUUUGUACUGUAUUUGUGGGCGCGGGUUGAGACAGCAGCGUUGGAUGGAGCGGUGGUGUGCUGUGUGUGGGAGAGGGUUGUUGGGCGCGGCGGCGCGGGGGCGGCUCGUCCCACCCCCAGCCGUCCGCCAGUGUGUGUCUGUUUGAGGGUAGCGAGCUCAGGGCAUCUCCAUUGUCUGUGUCGGCGGGCGGCCUCGGCUGUAAGCCCGCCGACCUCGGUCGGUCGGUACUCCAGCGGACCUGUGACACGAGACAGGGCGGCAAUACACGACUGGGACUGGCA